This is a messenger RNA of Camellia sinensis, 3927 nucleotides long. RefSeq lists its product as uncharacterized. Lineage: Eukaryota; Viridiplantae; Streptophyta; Magnoliopsida; Ericales; Theaceae. Gene Ontology annotation, molecular function: calmodulin binding; sequence-specific DNA binding; DNA-binding transcription factor activity. The record is from RefSeq and is a predicted model, not a curated record. Gene Ontology annotation, biological process: regulation of salicylic acid biosynthetic process. Gene Ontology annotation, cellular component: nucleus.
AAAGAAAACAGAUCUAUGGCGAUAUCAAACAAUGAAUAUUUAGGUGUAGGGAGUGUUGGUGUGUGUGUGGGAGUGUCUAUCUACAACUACUGUGAUGAGUGGACACUGUGACUUGUUUAUCUUCACUAAUCACCACCAUUGACCCAGAAAAGCUAGAGCUCAGCUAGUCUAUCAAUAUAAAUACACCCACAAUUGAAGCAAACACGUUACUUGUGUUAUCUUCACUAAUCGCCUCCAUUGACCCAGAAAAACUAAGUUCAGCUAAGCUAUAUUAAUACACCCACAAUUGAAACAAAACCAUUAUUACUUGUUUUUGUUUUUGUUUUUGUUUUUGUCAAAGAAAGCAUUGAUUUGAGAGUGAGAAAAUGCCUCAGGGUGGAGAGUUUGAAGGAAAUGUCAAUGUUAGAUCAGAGGAAGGAAAUUAUAGUCCCAAGGAUGAGCGAAGAAAGCCGCCUCAGUCUGAUUUGGGGAGUGUAGUAUCAGCGAUAAUAAUGAAGUUGCAAUCUGACCCAUGUUCUGUGACUGCAGUAGGGCGCUUAAUUUCUGGAUAUUUGUACAGAGAUGCCUCCACUUUGGGUUCUUCGUCUUCUCGAUAAGUGUAGAUAAGGAAGUCAAAUCAGCACUGGCAGAGCAAAAGCAUCCGUGUAACAAGAAAUGGGUCUCUGGGAAUGAGAUACAGCUUUCGAAAUCAAGAAGCUUGCAACUACAAUUCUUGAACAAACCCUCUCCUCCAGUAUUGACCGGAAUGAAAAUUAAAGGAGAGGAGUAUACCUCCAUUGGAGUAGCUUUAGUUGAUGGUCUUACAGGAGAAGUCGUUAACACGGGCCCCGAAGCGUCAGCAAAGGUGCAAAUAGUAGUUCUUGACACGGAUGUCAAUGGCUAUGAUGGAGAUAAUUGGACACCUGAAGAAUUCAAGAAUAAGAUUGUCGGAGAAAGGGAAGGACAAAAACAACUUCUUAUGGGAGAUGUUUACCUUAAUCUUAAAGAAGGCCGUGGUAUUAUAGGUAACAUUUACUUUAAGCAUACCAAAUGCUGGAUGACAAAGAAAGAAUUCAGGCUAGGUGCAAGAAUCAUGGGUGGUUUUGAUGGAAUUGAAGUAAGAGAAGCAAGGACAGAGCCUUUCAUUGUUGAGGAUUCACGUGGAAAAUUGUAUCAGAAGCACCACCCUCCGGCUCUAUCUGAUGCAGUCUGGAGAUUAGAAAAGAUUGCUAAAGAUGGUGCUUUCCAUAAGCGUUUGACAGAAGACAACAUUAAAACUGUGAAGGAUUUUGUGACUCUACUCAAUAUAGACCCUGAGAGGUUAAAAAGGAUCCUUGGUGUGAGGAUGUCUGCUAUGAUGUGGGACAUCACUGUGGACCAUGCCCGAACAUGUAUACUUGAUAAGAGGGCAUACUUGUACUGUCCUCCCAGCUCUCAACAAAAAACUACUGUUGUUUUUAAUGUAGUGGGGCAAUUGGUCGGGCUUCUUAUGGAACAACAACUCAUUACCGUGGAUAAGCUGUCUGUGACUGAAAAGGAUGAUGCCCACAAUUUGGUAGUAUCAGCAUUUCAACAUUGGGAGCAAGUUGUACCUAUUGAUGAUGAGGCAUCUCUUACGAUGGGCUCUCAACAGUUUGCGAAUGCUCUCCACCCCUCAAACUUGACCACGCCAGAGAGUAUAGAUAGUUGUAAUUUUGACACUCCUGAUAUGUAUGCCAAUGCACAGCAAGGUCCCACAGACAUCAUUUCACUUGGGGUUGCUAAUACUUUGGACGACUUUGGCUUGAUUCGUGUUGAAGAACUGGAUUAUAUAAGCCGCCAACCUUUUUGUUUACAAGGCGAAAUCCCUAACUUCAGGAUCUGUGGCCAGGAUUCUGUGACACAAAAUAUCAACUACAAGCCUGAGAACUUGUUUUGGAGCAGCGGGGAAGAGGGUAUUGAUGAUAUCAAUAAUAGAUAUGAACAACCUUUGAGUUUCACAAGCCAAGUCACCAGCCCCCUAAUCUGCGAUACAGACUCCAUGAUUCAGGCCUUCUGCGAGGAUGAGCUUCUGCAGUUUUCUGAUAAUCAUCAUCCCCUUCAAUGUAACAACACAACCUUGCAAUCACAGAGUGAUCCACACAAUGCUGUCAAUGACAUACGAUUUGCACGUUCUGUGGCUGUUACCAAAAAUAAAGCUCAGAGAAGAUGCUUUUCUAAAAAUAAUGCUAAGCGAAGAUGGAGAAUGUUGUUCAGCAUAAUGAGGUGGUUCUCGGUGAGGAGGAAUGUCGCCAAGAAAAACCCUUUCGAUGAAAUUAAUGAAUUCUCAAUUGCCCCUUCUCCAGCUAUUAAUCCAUCAAUUUGUGCUAUUGAAGCUGUGAAUAGCUCCAAUGAUCAUUUGGAAUCACAGGCCAACCUCCACAGUGCUGUCAAUGACAUUCUGUUGGCUCGUUCUGCAGCUGUUGCCAAAAACAAAGCUCAAAGACCAUACUUAUCAAAAAGAGAGAAGGCUCGGAGACGAUGGAGGGUUUUAUUCAGCCUAAUGAGAUGGUUCUCAGUGAAGAGGAAUGUGGCUGGAAAAACCCAUGUUAGAGAAAUUCCAAAAAACCUUAGUGCCUCUUCUAUCAUGCCAUGUUCCAUAGGUGGCAUGAAUAGCUUCAAUGAUGAUGGUUUUCAGAGUACUGGCGAUAUGGAACAUAGAUACGAACUGGCUUGGACUUUCCCUGGUUACGUCACCAAAUCCAUGACUGGGGCCUUCUGCGAGGACAAGCAAACGAGGGUUUUGGAUACUCAUUGUGCGGUCCAAUCUCAGAAGUCUGAUUUGGAUCCACUGGCCAAUGUAGACAGUGCCGUCGAUUACAUUCCAUUGGCUCAUUCUUCAGCUGUUGGCUUGAGUAAAUGUAAAACUCACCGAAGGUACUUACUAAAAAGAAGUAGAGCUCAGAAAAGAUGGCGAAUGCUAUUCAGCGUAGUGAGAUGGUUCUCCGUGAGGAGGAAUGUGGCCAGGAAAACCUCCAUCGAAGAUAUCCCAUUUAAACUGAGUACCUCAUCUCAAGAUAUCAUGUCAUUCAUCUCUUCCAUGGGGAAUAUGAAAAGCUUCCAUAAUGAUGGUUUGCAAAGCACUGGCGACACAAGCAAAUUAAAUCAUGGAUAUGAACAAUCUAUGCCAGGCAAUGUCACCAACUCCCCAAUCUGCGACACGGAGUGCAGGACUCAGGGAUUCUGUCAGGAUGAACAUCUACAGGUUUUCAAUACCCAUUGUUCACUCCGAUCUCAGAACCCAAAUCUGGAAUCACAAGCCACCCUACAUGACACUGUCAAUGACAUUUUAUUGGCUCGUUCAACCACGGCUGCCUUGAAUAAAGCUCAGAGAAGGUACUUAUCAAAAAGGUACGAAGCUCGGAGAAGAUGGAAAAUCUUAUUCAGUGUUGUGAGGUGGUUCUCAGUGAGAAGGAAUGUGGCCAAGAAAGGCCAUGCCCUAGAUGUGCAGAGGUACUGAUAAUGAGCAGCUUGAAUCAGCGUUGUUUGCACUUGGACUGAGGUAAGUUGGACUGUCCUAAUAAGAUGUCAGGGUAGUUUGGUAAUUAUGGCUUGUCACUACUGUGCUGGAUGGAGAACAAUAGCUAGCAAAAUGGGACCAGAUUUUUGCCCAGAUUUUCAUUGUGUGGUGGAGACUGAUUUGGUGUAUUGUGGGGUCUAUAUUUAGAAUGAAUGUCGACCACAUAUUGAUAUUUCAGGGUUAAAAUUCUGGGUAUGUAGUAUUACUAAUCAAAAUAAAUUGUAAGCUUCACUUAGGUUAGUUGGUGGAAGUCUAUUAGUUGUCUUGCUAGGUGCUAUGGAUCAUAUCACACCUUCAUCUGACUGGAGGGGGGACUGCAUAAAGCUUAUUGGCUAUCUGUUUGAUUGUCAUUGGAACAUAUUAUUAGACCAUUUAUUUUAGUAAAUUUCUUCUGAAUUGCUUGCCUUUUU